Beta vulgaris subsp. vulgaris (sugar beet) is the source of this 3864-nucleotide messenger RNA. RefSeq lists its product as hypothetical. Bases 617 to 3394 code for a protein of 925 amino acids. The transcript has 20 exons. The record is from RefSeq and is a predicted model, not a curated record. Lineage: Eukaryota; Viridiplantae; Streptophyta; Magnoliopsida; Caryophyllales; Amaranthaceae.
AAAACUUAUAAUAUGAGAUCAUGGAGAAAUAACGAUUAUAUUGAACAUCUUAUUGUGAAACAAAAAAGGGGUCUUUUUCCACCUCUCCACCUCUAAAAAUAUUCCUUUAUUUGGAUCAACCCUUUACUUCGUUUUGCAUGUGCAUUUAGCAACUUUUUAGCUCCAAAUUGGAAUUUGUCUUAACAUUUAAGAAAUAAAUCAACUUCGAUUUAGACUUGACCAAAUUUAUAAGAAAAUCCCGUCAAAAAUGUGAGUUGUAAUGUACUACUAAAUGCUCCCUUUUUAGCAACUUCCUUGACUCCUUGGUUUUCACAGUGACCUCAUUCACAUCAUCUCACUCUCUUCUCUCUACCAUCGUGUCUUGCAAAAUUCUUUGGGUUAAUCAUACAACAAGAAUUUAAGGAAACUGAUUGAUUAACAGCAUUAUCCAUGCAGACCUGCUACUGAAAUUAAGUCGGACAUUGUUAGCAGUGCCCAUUGUGAUGCCUCUGAUAUUCUUUCUUCCAGAGGUCCUUUGAACUCAACCUUCAAGUAUGUGCUAUGCGGGGAAUGGGGGAAGACUAUUGUAUCAUGUUAAAGGAAGUAUAUGAACGCUAAUUAAUACAUUGCUGUCUUCAUGCUUUUCAAGAAAUCUGUUGAUAUGGACGAGGGAAGAUCUUCUAAUUCUCUGCAGCCCCGUGUUCCCAACUUUCAUGCUAGUGAUCUCAGCCCUUGGCAUGGCGUGAUUUCCUAUGAUGCAUGUGUACGAUUAUGUCUCACCUCGUGGGCGAAGGGCUCUAAAGAAGCGUCAUUCUUCUUAAAUAAUGAAUGUGCAACCCUACAAGAUGCUUUUAGUUUGCGGCAUGUACUUCUCCAGUCAGAGGAGGAAAUUAUGUCAAGAAGAUCUUCAGAGCUAAUUAGUGGAGCUGCUGCUUCUAAACCAAAGAAAACAAUAGGAAAAAUUAAAGUGCAAGUGCGAAAGGUGAAGAUGUCGUUGGAUACUCCAUCUGGCUGUGUUUUCCCACAAAUGCCAAAAGUGGACCUUGAAACAUUUCACUCUCAUGUCUCCAAUGUUAAAACAAAACUCGCAUUGAAAUGGGAAGCUCUACAAAGAGUCCAAGCAGCACGUCAUGUACCAAAAAACGGCUCUCUUUCAAGUAAAAGUUUGGCAUAUGUGCAUGUUGGUGCUCAAUACAUGAAGGAGAUUGGAAUCAUUUUGAAAAGUGGCUUGCCUUCUUCUCAGACCACAGAAUCACAAAUUGUGCAAGAAACAUACAUUUGUAUGGUGCGUCUGAAAAGCUCUUCUAACAAAGAUGCAGUGCGGAUGCAACCGGGCUCUGGUGAAACUCAUAUUUUCUUUCCGGAUAGUCUUGUUGAUGAUCUGAACAUUACGAUCCUGGACUCAAAAGGCAAUCAUUGUGGGUGUGCUGUGGCUCAAGUUGCAUCGAUCAUGGAUGCCAAUAAUGACAGGAUUCGUUGGUGGUCAAUAUACCAUGAGCCGGAUCAUGAACCGAUUGGCAAAGUCCAAUUGUACAUAAAUUACUCGACAAGUCAAGAUGAAUAUAGCCAUCUGAAGUGUGGUAUUGUUGCGGAAACUGUUGCAUAUGAUCUUGUCCUGGAGGCUGCAAUGAGAUCCCAACAUUUUCAGCAAAGGAACUUGUUGUUGCAUAGUCAAUGGAAGUGGAUUGUGACUGAAUUUGCAUCUUUCUAUGGUGUUUCAGAUGCAUAUACUAAGUUGCGAUAUCUUUCAUAUGUUAUGGAUGUUGCUACACCAACUGCAGAUUGUUUGCUUUUGAUUCAUGAUCUGCUGUGUCCUGUGAUUGUGAAGGGCAAUGAUUUGAGUCACCAAGAGAAACGCAUCCUAGGAGAAGUAUCUGAUAAAGUUGAGGAGGUUCUUGCUCUUGUAUUUGAGAACUACAAGUCCUUGGAUGAAACAUUGCUCUCAGGGCUGACUGCUGGUUUUAAGUCAGCAACUGGAAUUGUUCCUCCCGCUAUUGCCCCAGCUAUCAAACUUUAUGGUCUUCUACAUGAUAUACUGUCUCCUGAAGCAAGAUUAAGAUUCUGCAAAUUCUUUCAGGUUGCUGCAAAAAAAAGGUCAAGAAGACAUUUAGGAGAAAUAGAUGAAUCUGUCUUCAGCAAUGAGGGCGCCACAAUGGACAAUGGGACAUGUACAACUGUGUAUCAAAAGAUGAAAUCCCUUUGUCUGGUCGUGAAAAAUGAAAUUCGUACAGACAUUGAGAUGAACACUCAAAAUAUUCUUCCCAGUUUCUUGGACCUUCCAAAUCUUACUUCAUCGAUAUAUAGUGCUGAGCUCUCUGCCAGAUUAUGCACCUUUCUUAAGGCAUGCCCUCCUACUGGACCGUCGCCUCCAAUUACGGAACUUCUCAUAACUGUAGCCGACUUUGAAAGAGAUCUGGCUUUGUGGAAUAUGAACUCUGUCAAGGGUGGAGUUGAUGCAAAGGAGUUAUUUGGCUCUUAUAUAAGCAACUGGAUAAAGGAUAAGCAUGUAACUUUACUUGAUUUCUGCAGAGCAAACGUGGUGAAAGCCUCUGAUUCAAAGGCUCAACAGCUGACAUGCUCUUUCAUUGAUGAAAUAUAUGAUCAGUUGGGGGAGACAUUGAAUGAAUAUGAAAUCAUUGUUCGUAGAUGGCCAGAAUAUGCUGUUGUCUUGGAGAGUGUCAUGGCAGAUGUUCAGAAUGCUGUAGUGGAGGCCCUGGAGAAACAAUUUGCUGAUGCUUUGUCGCCAUUGAAGGAUAAUCUUACUAACCUGGGCCUUAAAUAUGUUCAGAAAUUCGCGAAGAGAACUGAUGGCUUUUAUUCGGCACCUGCAGAGCUUGGGAUCUUUUUAAAUUCCAUGAGAAGAAUGCUUGAUGUGCUGCUUCCCAAAAUUGAGCUCCAGUUGAAGUCCUGGAGUGCUUGCAUUAAUGAUGCUGGAACUGCUGUUCCAGGAGAGCGUCUUACAGAAGUUACUAUAAUGCUCAGAGCCAAGUUCAGAAACUACAUGCAAGCAGUUCUUGAGAAGCUUGUGGAGAAUACUAGACUGCAAAGUUCAACUAAGUGGAAGAAAAUCAUUCAAGAUUUCAAAGAAACUUCUGCUGAGACGGAUGUACAGAGCCGAAUGCAGCCCCUACAGGAUUUGGUGUCAAAAAUUAUAGAGCAUCUUCACUCAAUACUCGAAAAUUGUGUAUUUCUAACUGUCUGCCGAGGUUUUUGGGAUAAGAUGGGACAGGAGGUUCUAAAUUGUUUGGAGAAUAACAAUGACAACAGAUCCUGGUAUAAGGGACUGCGAAUUGCUCUCCAUGUCUUAGAUGAAACUUUCACUUCACAAAUGCAGCAGUUACUGAGCUAUCGUGUUCAAGAAAAGGAUUUAGAGCCACCCAGGUCUAUUCUAGAAGCCCAUUCCAUGCUUCAGUAGUAGAAAUACGUAAGCAGCAAAAAGGGCUCUUAUUUCUACAAAGGAGACUAUAUUUCUUGAGAGGUGGUUUAGUCAUCAGUGGCGGGGAGACGGGUUCGGGUUAAAAGUUUUAGGGGUUCAAUCUCGUCUCUGGUAUCCUAGCAACCAAAAGUUUCUGGUAAGAAGCUGUGUUACCUCCACAUGUAUAUCUACACAAAAUUUUCCCAGAGAAAACUCCAAAUUUUGCUCAUUGUUAGCAGUUAGGUGUGUAUAAAAUAGCUUUUUUGCACUUUUCGGGGUGGGGGGUUAGCUUCUUUUUUUUCUUUGUUAUCUUCCCCAUUUGUGCAUCGAUUCUUAAUUCGAUAUAUGGUAAAACAAAAAAGAACAUUUGAAUGAAGUAUAUACUUAGCAAGUAAGCAAGAAAACUGAUUAUGAGGUUACGUUGCUUGGAAGACUUUUCGAUAUUAUAUCCUGCUACGUUACUUUUUCUA